GAGAGAGAGCGACAGAAGAUGGACGGAGUGGGAUCGUUCGGAGCGGGCCGGGCCGGGACCACUGUCGACCCGUUAGCCUUCGCCAAACAGCCGCAGACCAUCCUCAGAGUGCUGUGCUGGAUAUUUUCCCUGGUGGUUUUUGCCUCCAUAGUGAACGAGGGUUAUGUCAACAUGGGCAGUGAGCGUCUCCACUGCGUCUUCAAUAAGAACGCAGACGCGUGCAACUACGGCGUGUUCGUGGGCCUGGUGGGCCUGCUGGCGUGCUCCUUCUUCUUCCUGCUCGACUUCAAGUUCUCCUCCAUCAGCUCGGUCAAAGACAGGAAGAAGGCUAUAAUGCUUGAGAUCGGCUUCUCAGGUUUCUGGACCUUCCUGUACUUUGUAAGUUUCUGCUUCCUGGCCAAUCAGUGGUCUCGGACCACGCCUGAUGAGCUGCCACUCAACCAGGGGGCGGACGCAGCCCGCGCUGCUAUCGCCUUCUCUUUCUUCUCCAUAAUCACCUGGGCUGGUCUAACAGUGCGUGCGGUCCAGAAGUAUCUGCUGGGCACAGACAUGACUCUGUUCACCACGGAGCACAUGGACGGCGGCGCGCCCACCCAGCCCUACCCCUCCAACUCACCAGGAGGCGGCACCACCGAGACCACAGAGACCUACCAGAGCCCACCGUUCACCGAGAACAACGCAGCACCCACAUACCAGGUUCCCAUUUACUAGAUAAGACGGACCUGAUGGUGGAAGAGGGAAGGUCAGGAGAGGGAUGAGAGGAAAGUGAUAGAAAAUUGCUUUCUGUGAUGUUACACCUGCAGUUGUUUAUGUGUUGAUCUGGGCUGAGUUUUCAGUAAUUGUUUUAAAAAAAAAAAAGGAAAAAAAGCGGCCUCUCUCUCUUUCUUUCUUUCCUCCUCUCGUUCCCUUUCCUUCCUUAACAUUCCGGCUUUAUCUGCACUUUUCUUGACUUGUGUGUUAAACUAAAUUUCCUACUUUUCGCAAAUCAGGCGUCCUCGGAUCAGAGCAGAUGAGAGAAAAAGAAAACAAGAGGAGGAAAUGUAGAAGAGGAGGCCCCACUUUGCAGUAUUCAAACACCAUUUUGACAAGAAAAGAGAUGAAGGGAUCAACAAGUGGGUGACUCCACCACAAAGCAGUAUCAGAUAAAAAUAAUGCAGAAGGCACUCACAUACUGCACCUUCAUCUUAUUCUCUCCAUUCAUUGAAGUGUCAAAAUCCCCUUUCAUGCCAAACAGUACGGGGAAUGUUUUUUUUUUAGUUACAGUACGUUCUGGUCGUUCCUCCCCCUUUCCCUGCUGCAGUUAAAAGUGAUCAUGUGUGUUAAAUCUGCAUGUUUCCAAACUUAGAGAUCAACUAAGUGCCAUACUGUACUGUGUGUCUCAGACAGUGACUUAAUUUAGUAGAUUUCCACAUGCUGUAAAAAAAAAAUAAAAAAACGACAAUGUUUUGUGACUAAGUGCAAUAUCUCACAUUCUUCUGUAGGUCUGUAGGUAUAUACUGUACUGUAGGUAGGCUAGUUAACGUCAGAUUACACCGAUUUUAGGCACUGUCUCAAAUUACUUACUAGUCUUUGAAUUGUACUUACAAAUCUCAGGCAAAUUUACAAAUUAAAGUUGUUGAUCGGACUUUGAUGGAGCUUCCCUGGUGAAGUUUGUGAGAUAUGGAAGUUGAACUUUUCAUCCACAAGAGCUUGUUGCCAUUUUAAAUAAAAUUAUUAUUGGUCAACAAGCUUUUAUAUCAUCCUUUCAAGUAGUUAUGGUCUUCCUCUGUAUAGUGGAAUCAUUAUUUCAACACAUUUUAAAGAAAAACAGUUAACAAUGCAAACUAUUCCUCAAGUAUACUGUCACCAUAACUGUGUGAUUCUGGUUAAUCUGUGUACAGGGGUCAGUUCAUCCAGGUUUAUCACUCUUAAGAUGUUUAUUUUUAUUUUCUGUGCUCAGCAUGGAUGGAUUAUUGAAUGGGCCUAUGUGGCACAGGCCCACAGGCAAAAGGGGUCAGGGGGACCCUGGAACAGAGCCUGUGUUUUAAGUGAUUUUUAACAUUUCUUGUUGCAAGGUUAAACAAACCACAACAAGGACACAAGGAACGCAAAAGAGUUGCAAAGAGACUCAAAUAGCUACAAAGAGACGCACAAUGGCCACAAAGAGAUGCAAACAUCUAUGAAGUGAUGUAAAAUGACUGAAAACAAAACUAUCAUAACGGGACUUAAAAUAUUACAUAGAGACAAAAAUAAUUAAAACAAAUACAAAGACACACCAAACAACCAAAAAGAGACCUAAAAACAUAAAAUAGAUAAAAGACUUAAAACACUGACAAAGAUAUACAAGGCGACCACAAAGAUUUUAAGAAGACAACAAAAAGACACAAAACGAUCAUUAAAAGACUCAAAACGACAACAAAGAGAUGCAAAAAAGAUAUUCAAAGACUACAAAGAGAAAGACUACAAAUAAAAAACAAAAUUAUCAUUAAAAGCCUCAUAACAACAACAAAAACUACAAAGACUACAAAGAGACACAUGAUGACCAUAAAAAGACGACUCAAAACGACAACAAAAACAUGCGAAACAACUACAAAGACACACCAAAUGACCACAAAGAGACGCAAAACAACUCCACGGAAACAAAGCAACCAUAAAAGACUUAAAACAUCGACAAAGACAUACAAGGCAACCACAAAGAUAUUCAAACAGACUACAAAGAGAGAGAAAACAACCACAAAAGACAUAAAACAGCUACAAACCAACACAAGAUGACCAUAAAAAGACUGUAAACGACAAAAAAAAGAUGCAAAACAACUACAAAUCAACACAAGAUGACCACAAAGAGAUUCAACAUGACCAGCACCAACAGGGGUGGGGUCACAUGUCUGUGCCCAGGGGCCCAUUGUCCCAUAAUCCGUCCAUGGUACCAGGGAAUGUAUAUAGUGUGUGAUUUGAGACAGUGUCCUAUGUUGGGUGUUGUGUGUAUAAAACUGGGCGAGUGGGGAGAUUCUGGGUAUGUCAGGUCUGUUUAUGUUUACGUUUUAGAAGCUGCCAAACUGCCCUGUGUUCUUAUUGCUGUCUUCUGAUUACCACGUUACUACUCUGUUGUUAAUGUCUAUAGGAUUUUGUGUAAUCACAAAGCAGGGGGGCAACAGACGAGCUUUUAUUCUGUGAGGGAGGUCGGGUUGCUGGAAGAUUCAGUGCAGUCUCAGGCAAAAGAGAAAUCUGUUUGUGGGAUGAUGAGGAUCACUAGCUGGCUAAUUCAUUGAUCCUGCAAUCCUGCCAUUGAGGGAGGGAGGGGUAGUCAGAAUUUGUUGCCAUGGUGACAGGGACAGGGUUGGGUGGAUGUUGGUCACUAAGGGCCCUGAUGUAGAUAGUAACCAUGCCAACCAUGUCAGUGUGUUACAGUGUCUGUGUUGUGGUUCACGUACACUCGCCAUCAGCGAAUCUGUAGUUUCUGCUGUGUGUGAUGGUGAGAGGAGAGCGUGCACGUGCAACAAUGUGCACGUGUAUUAGCAUGCAUGAGAGACGUGUGGGUCUGUGUGUGUGGAAAUGUGUGAAUGUGUGGAGUUAAUUACAUUUUGUGAUGCAGAAAAGUUAUUUUCUUGGACGGUGUGUUUGUCAAGUUUUAGUGCAGAGGAGGGAAUCAUAAGUGUGUUACACCAUUUAAUCAUUUCCCCAAAAGAAAAAUAGUCUUUCUGCUAAAUAUAUUAUCAGUGUCACUGUCAAGAUAUAUGAACUACAAAGUAUGAAACCAAGAUUUUUUUUUGAUGAACAGAGCCAAAUAUAAAACAUAAUGUUAGAGUGAUAUAAUUGACCUGUAGAACGCCUUGCCUGCUAUUCUAACUGAUCCUGUGUAAACAGCCCCCUCUGCUGACCAGAGACGGUACUGCAGGCUCUCAGAGUUUUAAAAGUAAUCAUGAUAAUAAUGCAUGAAAUUGUUGUAUAGAUCUCAUUAUAUAUUGAAUACUAUGUAAUUCUUAAAUUGACAGGUUGUUUUGCAAAGUGAGAUUUUCCAGCCAUCAGUGCAGCUGACAGGAUUUCUUCUUGUGUUAUAUUAAAUACACUUUAAUGCCGACCAUACUCCCAAAAAACUCUUUGUUUAUUCUAGUGACGUUAUCUCAACCUCAUGAUGUUGUUAGUCACACGUACACAUGCACUGGUGUGUCUCAAAGCUCCAGGGUGAAACUGUCCAAGAAUUCUGACAAUAACUCAGAUUUACUGCUCCCAGGAGCUAAACUUUAAACUGGAGUAACAUAGUAAAGCCUCAACCAACACUGACAGAAAAUGUCAGCUAACAAUAUUCCAGUAUGCCAAUUACACUUCCCCAAAGAAGAAGAAGAAUAAGGAGUUAUCUAUACUCCUAACAGUCAUUAUUAAUGAGGUUAAAGUAACAGUGCAGAAUCUUAAGGCAAGUGGAAAUGAAGCCACUCUCUAUUUGUUCCAGCACUAAAAGGUAAUUUAGUAAAAGGUAAAAGGUAGUUUAAAAGUUACAUAUGAGCAUGAGUUUUUAAAAUUUAACAUUUUAGGUUGUAAAUUAAGGGAUAACACCAUAGCAGUUCCUUUUAGGAUUUUGGUGCAACUGCACCAAACUGCAACACGGAUGGGUUGAUUUUCCAAAUGCUUUUAAAGUGCUUGGGGUGUGGUUUAGUACCAUUGGGUGCAAGUAAAAGGAUUAUACUCUGUCGUUAUUUCAAGUUGUAGCCCAUCAAAACAUUAAUAUAGCAGCUACUUGCAAGGUAAAGAUUCACUGGAGCUACCGGUCUGGGCCCGUGUGAGUCCCUCCCUUUAAAACUGACCCCUGACCCCUGGCUACUUCUGGUUUAGCGCUCUAAUAGACGUUACAAAAUAUGUAUCCGCCCAUUUACAGCUGUCUCUUUCCCAAUGUUAGUCUAUGGGAAAAGGCCUUCCUGGGCCCAAUGGUAUCACAUGAUGGACCUGGAAAUUGUAAUUCUACUGUUUGGCUACUACUACUAUGUCAAAUUGGCUUCAAAGCCAGGCACUGUUAGCACCCCUAGCACUGUUAGCAUUGUUAGCAGUUGCCAUUUCAGCUCUUUAUGUGCAGAAGGUGAAUAAACCACCUUUUAAAUUAUAACCCUACAAGCAUAAAAAAUAAGCUAAAAUGAAAACCACCAUUCUUUAACUCUUGGAUAUUACUGGGCUGUUGGUAACCUAGCAACUGUUGUUAGGUGAGACUGGGCUAUCCUAGGUACUAUGAGGUACCAUUAGGUAGUUUUGGGUACAGUCAGGUCAGGUUGUAUUAUUGUUCUCAGUGCUUCAGUCUCUUCUUCAGUCAGUGUGGUAGAUAAAAAUAAUAACAGGCAUUCUCUAUGUUUUGUGCUCUGGCCCAUGUACACUGCCGUGGUAUUGGUUGAUUGUAAAAUUCAGUACGUUAUUGAACUAAAUGGAACCUGUGUGUGAUGCUGUCUAGGAUAUGGUUUGUCCUGUACUACUGAAAAUAUAAAAAUAUAAGAAUUAUUUAUUAACUAGAAUGCACUCUUUGUUGGAAAUACUUUGUUUGACCACUCUUAAAGGGGCCGUCGGCACCAAAAUCAAAGUUUUAUGUGAUCAUGCUGUCGUUUUGUUAGACCAAGGUUAUAAAAGGUGAUGAUAUGUAGUAAUGCGGGUGCCAUCAGUUGUGUGGUUUCCAGUAUAAUACAUUGCAUGGAUGUUACAAUAUCUCCCCCCAUAAUAUUGAUAAUAAAAAUGUAACCCCCAUCGACCAACAAACAAGUAAACAUUGAUUUUGUAGCGUGCUACCCCUUUAACAUGUUUCUUCUGAGUUGUUUCUCCUGUUCUGAAGGUGUGCGACCUCUUCAGUGUAAAAACGCUGUGUACAGAGAUGUGUGUCACUGUCUAUUACCUGAAUGUCUCUGGACUGCAGUCUGACCGUCACUCGAAUAAAAAAGAAAACAUG
This is a messenger RNA of Centropristis striata (black sea bass), 5896 nucleotides long. It is a transcript of the gene syngr3a, whose product is annotated as synaptogyrin 3a. The record is from RefSeq and is a predicted model, not a curated record. The coding region runs from base 19 to 711 and encodes 230 amino acids. The transcript is spliced from 4 exons. Gene Ontology annotation, cellular component: synaptic vesicle membrane; neuromuscular junction. Lineage: Eukaryota; Metazoa; Chordata; Actinopteri; Perciformes; Serranidae.